GCGGAAGUACACUGUUGGCGUCAAGAAACCAGUUGGAGGAAAAAGAUUUUCCUCCUGCUGGUAAAACUGCUCCACUCUGAGUCUAACAAAGACCGAACAAGCUACGAAUUUGUCGCCGAUGGACCGUUGGAAAACUGUAUAAUUUGUAGGAGGCGCGGCUGCCCAUUCGGCGGGCCGGUCCGGAACCAGAACCAGGCCCCGGACAUAAGCGGCUCUGCUAUAGCGGAGGGCUGAUGUGUGGGUGAGCAAAGUGGCAUGCCGUGGUUAGAGGAGGUUAAAUGUGGAUCACCGUGACUCGCUGUCUGUAGGUAGGCGGCGGGUUCUCCAGGAAGUCCAGGCCGACCUGCGGUGCGUCGGAUCGGCUGUGAAGCUCCGGGAUGGCUCAGCUGGAAGUCAGCCAGACAGGAGCUAGCUUCACCGUGAGCUAACAUCGGAGUUAACCGACAUCAACUUUGAGUCGCGCGCAGGCCCAGAGAAAGAGAGACAGAAAAAAACACAAAAUAUGACUAUCGGAGCGGGGUUUCUGUAAGUUACGGGGUUUGUUUUUAUUCCGCUUUACUUGUCCGCGUUUCCUUCAGGCCUGCUCGGUGUUUAUGGAGCGAGUAUAGCUGCGCCGUUAGCCAGCCUCCACCGCCCCAAUGAAAGAAUACAAAGUUGUCGUGCUGGGCAGCGGCGGCGUCGGGAAGUCCGCGCUCACCGUGCAGUUUGUCACCGGCACCUUCAUCGAGAAGUACGACCCGACCAUCGAGGACUUCUACCGGAAGGAGAUCGAGGUGGACUCGUCGCCCUCCGUGCUGGAGAUCUUGGACACGGCGGGGACGGAGCAGUUCGCCUCCAUGAGAGACCUGUACAUUAAAAACGGCCAGGGUUUCAUCCUGGUCUACAGCCUGGUCAACCAGCAGUCCUUUCAGGAUAUCAGACCGAUGCGAGACCAAAUAGUGCGAGUGAAGCGCUUCGAGAAGGUGCCGUUGAUCCUGGUCGGCAACAAGGUGGACCUGGAGUCGGAGCGCGAGGUCGCCGGCUCAGACGGGCGAGCCCUGGCUCAGGAGUGGGGCUGCCCUUUCAUCGAGACAUCCGCCAAGAGCAAGACGAUGGUGGACGAGCUUUUCGCAGAGAUCGUCCGACAGAUGAACUACUCCACGCUGCCGGAGAAGCAGGAGCAGUGCUGCACAGCCUGCGUGGUGCAGUGAGGAAGAGGCGUUUUAAAGCCCCCGAGGAUAACCUGACGUUGUGAAAAAGAAACUUACCGCAUCAGGUAACCGCUCUGUCCCAGAGACGGGAGAGACCUAUUUUUGAUAAGUGUUGGACGAUGCUUCUGCUGCAACCUCUACGGCCUUCUCAACGAACCUGAAAGCAGUCAUACGAACUGGCUCGGCAGAGCAGCCCUCUGUGAAUUCCUGUCUUAUUAUUUUUAAUAUUUUACUUUUGUCCUUAUAGAUGGAGGUUUUCCUUACAUACUAAGCAGAAGUGUUUUGUGAGGUUGCAGCAUCUUUUUAAGGCUGCUUUAAUCACUAUUAUAUUCUUUAAUAUUACUUGUGUCAUGUCUAAAAUUUGGGAUUUGAUAAAGUAUUUCAUUAUAAUGGAACAUUUAGAUUUUCUUUCUUUUUUUAAGCAUGCAUACUUAAACCAGUGUGCUGCUCGGGCGUGCGGAUCAUCGUCUUUUAAAACUUUCAGCCUGAGUGUUUUUUCUAAACCUCAUCAAGGUAUGUCUUUGUAGUCUUAUAGACCUUUUUGAAAAUGGACACACUGGUAAUAUUUACUUUAGGGACAGUUCAGUAUCGUCAUCUCUGUGACCUGAAGUAACUAAAAAAAACAGCCCUGCUCCAAAGUGAACAUGUCUCAAUGAGCCAUUAUGUUUCUGCUUCUAGCCCGAAGUCUCUAAAAGACGCAGGUCUUCCGUUUCUACUUUAUUUUUUCGUUUUAAACCUCCUUUCAGGUUUUCGGAACGACCAAAGUCUGCCAACACUCCCGAGACGAGAAACGCGCGUCGCUUUAAAUUCCUGACAUGUAAAUCCCCGCCGCCGUGUGGUCCGGUGAAAGUUCUGGCACAGCUCAUCUACUUUUAACUUUUGUACUUUUCUUUUUAUUACAGUAACAUAUUUAUUAAAACAUGACAUGGGUAGCCAAUUCUAAGCUUCAUUUUAUACUAGACUCUGCUUUUAUUGUGAGUUUUCAGGAUAUUUUUUUCUUGUUAUUUUUAAGCAGAGAAUUUAACAGAGCCUUAAAUUCCCCCCCAGCUGUCAUUGUUUUUUGUUUCUUUUUUUCUCAAAGAUAAACUGUAACUAUUUGAAAAUAAACAUGCUGGAACUUAAGAUUUUGUGGACACAGAUAAAGUAUUAUCUUUAAAUGAGACACAA
Cyprinodon variegatus (sheepshead minnow) is the source of this 2357-nucleotide messenger RNA. RefSeq names its product ras-related protein Rap-2c (gene rap2c). Gene Ontology annotation, biological process: negative regulation of cell migration; Rap protein signal transduction. The coding region runs from base 639 to 1190 and encodes 183 amino acids. Gene Ontology annotation, cellular component: plasma membrane. The record is from RefSeq and is a predicted model, not a curated record. NCBI's taxonomy places the organism in Eukaryota, Metazoa, Chordata, Actinopteri, Cyprinodontiformes, Cyprinodontidae. Gene Ontology annotation, molecular function: GDP binding; GTP binding; GTPase activity. The transcript is spliced from 3 exons.